GUGAGGUUAUCAUUGUACAUAAAUUCUCUUUUCUUCAAGCUUCUUAUGGUUUACUGUGCUUUAUUUAUUAUUUGUAAAUGUGUGAUGUUAGUAGCAUAUAAUAAUAAGUCCUUUUCUUAAAAAUGGUUUCUUGUUCAGUGAGAGGCUGCAAAAGGGAUUCGAGACGAAUCCCUCGAAACAAAGGACUGAAAUUUUAUUCUUUUCCCAAGAAUCCAGAGCUGCAAUUUCAAUGGGAAAAAUUCUGUGACUCCCAUAAACAGAUAAAUUUAAAAACAGCACGGAUCUGCUCUCGCCAUUUCGAAAAAAAGUAUUAUUUCAAACGUCCCAUUGAUAUAGCCUUAGGUUUAUCAUGUCCCGUUUUCUUCCGAAACUUAUCUGAAGAUGCUGUGCCGACCUUAAAUGGCCCUCCAAAAGAAGGAGAAGAAAAUGAAAGGACUGAAGAUGAAAAUUCUAUCGCUAGCAUCGACAAUCCUGAAGUGUACCCUGAAAGUUCAGAUUCCACCACUGAACCUCCAAGGUACAUCUUCAGCGGUGAAGUAGCAGCCCGACUGUUAGAAUCAGCAGCUGAAACAAAAGCUGACUUUACUGGAGCCCGAAAGACUGAGCCAUUGGCUUUACCACCACCCGUCAAAAAAAUAAGGAAAGUGCGACCCAAAAGUCCCAAUCCAAAAAAGGUUUCUGAAGAAGCUCCUUUUAUGUCAUUUUUCUCAGACUAUUCAACUUUGAAAGAAAAAAUAGGCAACUGUGAUGAGAUAAUUGCACAAAAUGAGGAAGUUGUUGAACCAAAGGAUUCAUCAGCAGCGAAUUCACAGUAUAUAAUUUUGAAGCGAUCUGUAUGGAGGGCAACAGAAGACAGACUGCAAAAGCAUUUUAAGAAGUCACUAGAAAAGAAUGACAUGGAAGACAGCUACAACAAAAUUUUGGAAGAAAAUGAGCAGUUAAAGGAACGACUAGCGAAAAUAACCCAAGGUAACGGAGGUGGGCUUCACGCAAUGAAGGCACGAAUUGCAGACCUAGAAGAUGAAAAUUUACUCCUAAAAAAUGAAAACAGUGCUUUAAGAAGGGAUAAAGAAAAACUUGAGGAAAGAACAAAGAAGCAUGCUAUGCAACUCAAGCAGUUUUUUACAACAGGGCAACUGAAAAGAAUGUUCAGUGAAGACCCUUCGAGGCAUUUUCGAUGGUCUGCUGAAGAUAUAGCUGAAGCUUUAGUAUUGAAAUCUCAAAGCAUUAAGGCUUACAAAUUCGUUCAUAAUAAAUUUGGAUUUCUUCUGCCUGAUCUAAGCACACUUAGGCGUUGGGUGAGGACAAAGAGAAAAAUGAUUGAGGAAAGGCUUAGUAGUAACCCCGGCUCAGAGGCUGUAAGUGAUGAGGAUCGGGCUGUUGAAAACCUGAUCCUCUUGUAUGACCAAACUGAGGAAGGCGAUGAAAAUCUAGAAAGUGGUAUAAGUGUGGAAGUUGAUGAAAAUUUGAGCAAUGUCGAACUCGAAGGACAAGUUAUUGAAUUCACAAUAAUAGAUGGCCAGCAAUUUGAUGAGCUUCAAGUCACAGAACAGCAUGAUGAGCAGUUUGAUGAACUCCAAGUUACAGAACAGAUUUGAUUUUGUCAAGGAAGCGAAUAAAGAAAUUCCUGUGCUGUGUCCCUACAAAUUAGUUUAUUUGAUAUAAGUUCAAAUAAAGGAGUCCAAAUUUUCAGAAAAUGUUGAAAGAUUUCAAGUUUUCGGAAGAUUUAAAACAAGUCCACCUUUUAUUUUUGGUUCAGUGUGAUAAAUACCAUUAUCUCUUUUUUUUAAUAUUUAUAUACAUGUAUUAGAGACCUGCUUCAGGCAAUUUUUAUUUCCAUACACUUCCUACGAAUUCCACUUAUAGACAUCGAAACAUACACAAAAAAUACCUUGACACAUAUGUUUAAAGUGCUAAUCAAACAUUUUUAAGGCUUUGGCAUGCUUAUGGUUAUGAAUAAAAAAAGGAAAUUUGUUUUCCUGUAGAGAGAACUGGGCAUCAAUUGAUGUCAAAGUGAAAUAUCUCCAUGCUUGUAGUGUUCAUCUUGUUAAUCAUAGCAUUUUAUCCCACGUUCUAUUCAAAUAGAUCAGAAUAGUUCAGAAGGUAUCAUGGUGUGUCAAAUUAAGAGCCUUCAAGAGGGAGCCAAGUCCAGUGCAAAAAAAGAGAUAUGUUGGCAGACUUCUACAUUUAUGCUCAUUAAGAACGUUUUUAGUUUCAGUAUUUUAAUUUGAAUGAUUUACAAGUCUUUUUUUUUGUGGAUUGUAAAGAAUGUAGAUAGAAUUUGGUAAAAAAAUAUAUUCUUUUUUGGUUUUUCUGUGAGUAUUUGAAAAGGAGCUAUAUAAAUUAAAGUACAGAAAGGAACCAACAGUGGAUUUCUUUGUGGUUGCUCGGUUAUGAAAUUAAUGUCACAACCUAAGUGCAACCCUAAUGCCUAGGUGCAACUUGAUUAAAUUGUCCCUACUGGAGAUAUCUGCCCACCAACCAAUGAGCAAACCUUCUGUUCCUCAGAACUCUCGUUCUUUUUUGCGGAACUCUACCCUGGUGUCAACUCUAUGUUCAGAGGAAUAAAAUAGUGGAUUUUUAAUUUAUUUUCCUUGUUAUGCAAUUUUAUUAUUGUUUCAGUUGCAAAAUCUGUAGCAAUGGUUAUUAACUGGAGCUCUUUGUGUUUCAAACAUUAGUUCGUAGUUCCUAUGAAACUGCACUGUCUGUACCCUUUAUUUGCGUCUGUAAUGUAUAAAGAAUCUGUUACAUUUAGUCACCAUCUAAAAGCUAUUUUGAAGAUUUAUAUCAGGGAUUUUGAAGUCAGUGACAAUGCUUCAGUAUCAUUGCUGGCACUUCAUGUGUGACUUGUUCUCAGAAGAAAGUUAGGAUGUGGAUGAGGCCUUACAAGAGCAAUGCUGCAAAAUAAAUUUUACUCAUCAACAAUUUAUCCAAA
This is a messenger RNA of Bemisia tabaci, 2935 nucleotides long. RefSeq lists its product as uncharacterized. Gene Ontology annotation, molecular function: sequence-specific DNA binding. The record is from RefSeq and is a predicted model, not a curated record. Lineage: Eukaryota; Metazoa; Arthropoda; Insecta; Hemiptera; Aleyrodidae.